AUGAAACUGCUGAGGAUUCUGGUAUCAGGGAUCAAUUACCUGAUCCUCCUGCUCUUCUCCAUCUUCUUAGCAGGUAGGCCACUGGAGCCAUCUUAGCGGUGGUCCGCAAUCUGACCGGUCAGGGAGAAAAGAAAAGAAAAGAAAAGAAAAGAAAAGAAAAGAGUAGGGGGCGAGCAGGGUCCCUCCUCCUGCUCCUGCUCCUGUUCCUCCUGUGGUGCCAUAACAUGUGGAGGUUAUUCUAAAGUGUCUCACUGUCCAUCCAGGGUGGUUGGAGGAAUUGCUUCUUCAGAUGACCUGUUUAUUGGUCCUGGUUUGCUUGUCCAAUGCUUACACAGAAGAAGGGAUGGACAAACAUCAAAGAUGCUCAAUCAGUGUGGUGUAGUGGUUAGAGUGUCGGACUAGGACCUAAGGGAACAGGGUUCCAAUCCCCACCCGGAUAAGAAACUCACUAGCUGACCUUGGGACAGCCAUUGCAUCCCCUCCAACAUGUUGAGUCCCCAAACUGGGAUGCAGGUAUCUUCCCGUCUGUGAUAUCACAUGAGUCAUGUGACCCGGUUGACAUCACAGCGCUCCCAACAUAUGCUUUCUUUUCAGGGCCGUGCUCUCACAGUGCCCCAGACCACACAUUUUGGGGCACCAUGCAAGAUCUGGAAAAGUAAAGCUUUUUUAGGACAAAAUCUUCUGGGGCGGUGGAAAUUGAGUGUCCUGUUUUUUGGGGACACUUGCAGGCUAUGCCGCUGCCCCUCAGCCUAACCAACCCCAUAGGGUCUUUGUAGGGAUUAAAUGAGGAGUUUCUUCAUAAAAGUGAUGCACCACACUUUGUAGUACCAAUAGCUCCAGUUGUGUUAGUAGAUCGUAGAUCAUAGAAUCGUAGAAUUGGAAGGGACCCUGAGGAUCAUCUAGUCCAACUCCUGCAAUUCAGGAAUAUGCAGCUGUCCCAGGCAGGGAUCGAACCUGCAACCUUGCUAUUAUCAGCACCACGCUCUAACCAACUCAGCUAUCCGGGUGAUGGGUAGUCUUGGCAGAUUAUAAAUUUAACAAGAACAGUAAGAGGGCUGUGUCCCUACUAAAUAUGCUCUGAACUGGGUAUUCUUAAUAUCCGGCAUGAGAAUUGGGGAAGCUUUGAGUUUGAGAUGUCCGCCCCCCAAAUGUCAGCACACAAUCUGACCAGCCACUGGCAUAGCUAUCGAGGUUUCCCUUUUUUUAAGGGAAAUUCCCUUAUUCCGAAUAGGAUUCCUCACAAGAAAAGGAAAAAGUUGACAGCUAUGACCACGGGGUUUGAACCCAAAGAGCCAGCAAGAGUUGGCUACUUGAUGUCAGUGUCGUAUGAGGCGAUGCUAGCACAUGUAUUGUGUUUUUUUUUUUUUACAGAGGUAGAUUGAAAACCAGUUUGUUUGGGUUGGGAUGGGGGAAAGCUCAUCUGUCAAGGAGAAACUGUCACUGCGAAAGAAACAAGCCCUUGUGUCUGCAACAGAAUAAGAUUCUUUUCUUACGGGAAGGGUGGCUGACGUGAAUAAAGGCAAGAGUUGAAACAGAGUUCAAUCCUGCUUUAAAAGCCAGAACCAAGGCCAAGAAGUACAAGCCAAAAAGAAGUUUACUUACGUUCAGUUCACAGUAGGUUCCCUGAAGGCAGGCUUUAGCUUGUAGUUACAGAAAAGAGAGUGGGUUCAUCCCAUGUUGGGAAAUGAGCCCAUGUGCUGCUUGCUGGCUGAGAACCAGCAGACACCCAAAUACCGUAUUUUUCGCCCUAUAGGACACACUUUUCCCCCUCCAAAAAUGAAGGGGAAAUGUGUGUGCGUCCUAUGGGGCGAAUGCAGGCUUUCGCUGAAGCCUGGAGAGCGAGGGGGGUCAGUGCGCACCGACCCCUCUCGCUCUCCAGGCUUCAGGAAGCUAUCCACUAGCCGUGGGAGACACAGCUCUCCCACGGCUAGCGGAGAGCUUGCCUGCACCCAGAAGCUUGGGGCGCGCUGAGCUCAGCACGCCCCAAGCUUCGGGCUUCGCACAGCCCUCCGCUAGCUGUGGGAGAGCCACGCGAAGUCGCACGGCUCUCCCACGGCUAGCGGAUAGCAGCCUGUUCUGGGGGCUGGGGUCGGGGGAAGCUCGGGCUUCCCCCGCCCCAGCCCCGCACCUGGGGGGGGAAUAAAAAAAAAUUCUUUAUUUCCCCCCCAAAAAACUAGGUGCAUCCUAUGGGCCGGUGCGUCCUAUGGGGCGAAAAAUACGGUACAUCAAGAUGGAGUAACUUGAAGAAGAAGGGGAAAGAUGGCUGUGGGACUGACCCUUUUAUUGGGCCUCACAGGCUCAUGCCCAUCUACCUGGUCACACGCAGAGGGAGGAUGUCCAGGUGUGACAGGAAGUCCUCCCGGCUGGAGCAACAUCCCCCUGUGUGUCCACUCUGGGCAAACAGGAAGCGUUGUACUUGACUGCUUAUGUUACAUCCCACAGGAAUAACGAUGUCAACUAUUUAUGGAUUGUUUUGUGGAAAAGUUACACGAUGCUGCGUCAAGCAAGUGCUGUCCCAUACUUCCCAGGGCAUCUUUCUGGUCACAGUUCGUAUCGCUUAAAAAAAGGCCAUUUUAGGGAGUGAAAUUGGUUUGUUGCUCAGGAUCUCAAAAUCAGCUUUAAUUCCGCAGCCUGAAUUUGCUGGUAUGUGACUCUCACCUGAAGAAAAAAGUACCAAAAAGAAUCCAAGGUUUGUGGAUUUCACAGAGGGAUUUCACACCUCCCUGCACCCCAUUAUUUGAGUACUGUGUAAUGUAUGAAUUGGGUUUGACAGUUCUCUCCCAUUAUCAGCCGCUGGUACAAAUACAUCUGUCAGCACUAUGCUGCCCCUAGUGGCUCUGAGUGGUAGCGCAUCAGGAGCCACAGAGAACACAAUUGCACCCGCUGAAAAGAUGAGGCCUACCAAAACACAUCCCAGUGGAAACACAACUCGAGUGGAAGAACAACAUGACUAACAAGUGUGACUCUCAGCACGACUGAACCUGUUGAGGACUUAAGGUUUCACCACCCCUGCCACCUUCGAGAUGGCUUAUGGUCAGAGUGCCUUCUGGACUGUGCUUACUUGGUGCCGAGUGUGAACUGCAAGGGCUCCUGGGAAAUAUGUUGCCAUGGUAAAUGAAGAAGAUCAAGCAUCUGCAACAAUUAAAUAGACUCCACUGGACUUAAGCAUAUACCCUCUGAAUUUAACCAGUGUUUAAAGUUCUAAGAUUACAGCAUUAACCAGAAGCUCCUAUAAGCUCAGGUUCUGUUAACAUCUUGCUAUCGGGAGCAAAUCUGCUAUGAUACUAGUGAAGCUCAAGCUUCCAGGGCCCCUCAUCUUGGAGAGACCCAGAAGCAAAUUUAGUCCACAUUGCUUUUAAAAAAUGGGCCUAGUAAACCCAAUUUGAGUCGCGCGAGUCAAACUGAUUAAAUUUUGGUUGUCUAUCUUUCAACAGUCCCAAGGUCUGAGAGUCACAGAUGUUGCAGAGGUCUGGUGAUCUGUAAUAGAACAACCCCAUUGAAGAAGAUAACAAGAGUCACCCAGACCUCGUUUCUGGGUGCAAAGGGGGGCCCCCAUAACAGUUAAAGCUUCAGGGCCCCCAAAAAUGUAGGCCUGCCACCGCUUGUGAGGUCACAAAAAUUAGUUGUAAAUAGUAUAUUUUGGGUCAUGACCUUGCAAGGAGAGGAGACGAUAUUUACAGAAGAGUAGGGUGAUUUACUGGCUUAAUAAUUAUUUGCCUGGAUUCCCCUUUCUUAAUAAUAAUAAUAAUAAUAAUAAUAAUACAGUGGUACCUUGGGUUACAUACACUUCAGGUUACACACUCCGCUAACCCAGAAAUAGUGCUUCAGGUUAAGAACUUUGCUUCAGGAUAAAAACAGAAAUUGGGCACUGCAGCAGCAGGAGGCCCCAUUAGCUAAAGUGGUGCUUCAGGUUAAGAACAGUUUCAGGUUAAGAACGGACCUCCGGAACGAAUUAAGUACUUAACCCGAGGUACCACUAUAAUAAUAAUAAUAAUUUAUUAUUUCUACCCCGCCCAUCUGGCUAGGUUUCCCCAGCUACAGUGGUGCCUCGCAAGACGAAAUUAAUCCGUUCCGCGAGUCUCUUCGUCUUGCGGUUUUUUCGUCUUGCAAAGCACGGCUAUUAGCGGCUUAGCAGCUUAGCGGCUAUUAACGGCUUGGCGGCUUAGCGGCUUAGCGGCUAUUAACGGCUUAGCGGCUUAAAGAAAAAGGAAACAAACUCGCAAGAACUCGCAAGACGAAGCAAGCCCAUAGGGAAAUUCGUCUUGCGGAACGACUCAAAAAACGGAAAACUCUUUCGUCUUGCGCGUUUUUCGUCUUGCGAGGUACCACUGUACUCUGGAGAGCUUCCAACAAAAGAUUAAAAAUACAUUAAAACAUCAGUCAUUAAAAGCUUCCCUAAACAGGGGAGUAGAAGGGAUUAAUGCUCCUGAACAGCAACUGCUGGAAACCACGAGAGGGGAGAGGGCUCUUGUGCUCAGAGGGUUUUCCAUAUGUAUUUGGGUGGCCACUGGGAGAACAAGAUGCUGGACUAGAUAGGUCAUUGGGCUGAUCCAGUAAGCUCCCCUUAUGUUCUUAGCAGUUUCAUUUUUCUCCUCACUUGCCAGCCACUGGUGUUGGCACCUCAGGCAACAUCACCACAGGAACCACGAGCACACCAGCUGCACCAGUGACCAACAGCACCAUUCUGCCAGUUAACACUGCCAACACCACCAGGACAUCUCUUGCUACCACAGCUUCAUCCACGGUCGCUAGUGGCAACCAGCCAUCAAACACAAGCGAUGACGCUGUACUGCUAAUGAGCAUCACCACAUCAGCAGGAGCCCAUGUUGAAACUGAUAUUGCCAUACCAGGUAUGGAUAGGCCUACUAAACUUCCUCAAUUUCUUCCCAAGCUCACCUUUUGAAGGCCACCUUCUGUCUGCCCCUUUCUAACACCCUCUCCGUCGCCUUCUUUCACCGCAGGAACAGAGAUGACACAGAGUCCAGAAGAUCAACCGUUGACGUUCUGGGGGAUCAUUCUGAUCUCCUUAGCAGUGACUGCAACUAUCACAGCAGGCUUCAUUGGAUGCUUCUUCUUCUUCUGCAGAGUAAGGCGGGCAUGCCAGCUUUCAUCAUAUUGCUGGGAGAUGGGCCAGUGACAUAAUCAGAGCCAGGAUUCAAGUGAAUAAGAUGCUGGGAAGACACUGGCACUUUUCAACACAGCGGCUCCCUGGUAGCUCAGCUGGUUAGGUGCUGAUCAUGCCAAGGUUGCAGGUUCGAUCCUGUUGGUCUAGAUCAGGGAUAUCCAACAGGUCGAUCACGAUCUACUGGUAGAUCCCUGUGAUGUUUUGGUAGAUCGCGGUCGAUCUCUGGCUCCCUUUCCUCUUCGUUGGUAAAUCUGACUCCUGCGCCGACCUCAUCCCGGCCUCCAUUGUUGUUUGAACUCAGGAAGGGAAGACAGAGCUCCCUCUGUGUGGCUGUUUUCAUCCACAGCGAUGUUUUUGUGUGUGACUUAACCCCAACCUCCCUUGCCUUCCUCCACCACCCCAAAACGGAACUCCCCUCCCCCCAAAAGCCUGCACCUUAACCCCCCCAAAAAACGGGGCUUUCCUCCUCCCAAAGAAAGCUCAACAACUUUGAACUGAACCCCUUAAAAACGGGGGUAGAUCACUGCCAGAUUUUAAUUCUGAAAGUGGAUCGCAGUCUCUUGGGAGUUGGCCACCUCUGGACUAGAUUAUCCUCAGGGUCCCUUCCAACUCUGCAGUUCUAUGACUGGCCCUAAUGCCAUGUCCUAAGCUAGCUAGAUGCUUGCUAAAAUAGAGUACACUGGCAACAAGGAGAGAUUGUCGCAGCAUAUAUCAUUUUGUUUGCAGAUAAAGGUAAAGGUAAAGGGACCCCUGACCAUUAGGUCCGGUCGUGGCCGACUCUGGGGUUGCGGCGCUCAUCUCGCUUUAUUGGCCAAGGGAGCCGGCGUACAGCUUCCAGGUCAUGUGGCCAGCAUGACUAAGCCGCUUCUAGCGAACCAGAGCAGUGCAUGGAAACGCCAUUUACCUUCCCGCCGGAGCGGUACCUAUUUAUCUACUUGCACUUUGACGUGGUUUUGAACUGCUAGGUUGGCAGGAGCAGGGACCAAGCAACGGGAGCUCACCCCGUCGCGUGGAUUCAAACUGCUGACCUUCUGAUUGGCAAGUCCUAGGCUCUGUGAUUUAACCCACAGCGCCACCCGCAGAGCAAAAUAGAUGUGAGUUGUUUAUAGAAUUAUUUUUUUUAAAAAAACCCCUACUUAUUAGAUUCAGGAAGUGGCAGUAAAGGAAAGGGUAUUCAUCCUUUAUAUCCUGCCCCCUCUUCCUUUCCUCUCCCACCCUUCACAGAGUCUGCCAUUUGUUCAACUUUGGGGAAAGAGGCACAGAGCAUCUAUCAUCUGCAGGAGGACGUUAACAGCAUAGGAGAGGUAUAGAAAUUUAAUUGGAGAAAGAGUAUGAGAGGAAAGAGUUAAACAUGCUCGCUCUCGAGUGCUCUCUCUUCCCCCCCCCCCCCAACUCCACUUCCUUGAUCAUCCACAUGAGGCCACUAAUGAGUUCUUGUUUUUAAAGAAGUAGAUCCAGGUCAUAAUUUUGUACAUCUCACCUGUUGUUGUUUAGUUGUGUCCGACUCUUCGUGACCCCAUGGACCAGAGCACGCCCGGCACUUCUGUCUUCCACUGCCUCCCGCAGUUUGGUCAAACUCAUGCUGGUAGCUUCGAGAACACUGUCCAGCCAUCUCUUCCUCUGUCGUCCCCUUCUCCUUGUGCCCUCCAUCUUUCCCAACAUCAGGGUCUUUUCCAGGGAGUCUUCUCUUCUCAUGAGGUGGCCAAAGUAUUGGAGCCUCAGCUUCACGGUCUGUCCUUCCAGUGAACACUCAGGGCUGAUUUCCUUCAGAAUGGAUAGGUUUGAUCUUCUUGCAGUCUAUGGGACUCUCAAGAGUCUCCUCCAGCACCAUAAUUCAAAAGCAUCAAUUCUUGCAGUGCAAAUAACGUCUUCACCAGGACAACAGCAAGGAAGAAAGGGGUUAAAUGCCCUCUCUCUCUGCUGUGAUCCCAGUCACAGAAUCACAGUAUUGUAGAGUUUGAAGGGACCCUGAGGGUUAUCUAAUCCCCUGCAAUGCAGGAAUUUCAGCUAAAGCAUCCAUAGCAAAUGGCCAUCCAAUCUCUGCUUAUAAACCUCUGAGGAAGGAGAGUCCAGGAGCUCACAACACAGUCCUUUUUACCAUUAAACAGCUGUUACUGUCCUUUUUUAUAACUUGAAUCCAUUGGUUGGGGCCUACCCUCCAGAACAGAAUACAAGCUUGCUCCUUCUUCCAUGUGACAGCCCUGUAGAUAUCUGAAGGUGGCUAUAAAGUCUCCUCUAAGUCUCCUCUUGAUUCCCAGAUCUUUGAUCAUCUUGGUCACCUUCCUCUGCAGACAUUCCAGCUUGUCAAUAUCGUUAUAUGGUGGUGCCCAGAACUGGACACAGUGUUCCACGUGUGGUCUGACCUAGGCAGAAUAGAGCGGGACUAUUAUUUCCCUUGAUCUGGACACUAUACUUAAGCACAUGUAAAGCUUUUGGUCUACCAAGACCCCUAUCCUUUUCACAUGUACUAGAGGCAAUCUAGGUGUCCCCCAUCUUAUAUUUGUGCAUCUGGUUCAUCCUGCCUUAGUGCAGAACCUUACAUUUGUCCCUAUUGAAAUUCAUUUUGUUAGUUUUGACCCUGUUCUCCAAUCUGUUAAGGUCAUAUUGAAUCCUGAUUCUAUCUUCAUUGGCUCUCAGUACAUUUCCGAGCACAAUUUAAAGUGUUGGUGCUGACCUUUAAAGCCCUAAACGGUCUCGGUCUUGUAUACCUGAAGGAGCGUCUCCACCCUCAUUGUUCUGCCCGGACACUGAGGUCCAGCGCUGAGGGCCUUCUGGCGGUUCCCUCGCUGCGAGAAGUGAGGUUACAGGGAACCAGGCAGAGGGCCAUCUUGGUAGUGGUGCCUGCCCUGUGGAAUGCCCAGCAGAUGUCAAGGCAAUAAACAACUAUUUUACUUUUAAAAGAAAACUGAAGGCGGCCCUGUUUAGGGAAGUUUUUAAUGUCUGACACUGUAUUGUUUUUAAUAUUCUGUGGGGAGCUGCCCAGAGUGGCUGGAGAAACCCAGCCAGAUGGGUGGGGUAUAAAUAAUAAAUUAUUAUUAUUAUUAUCAUCAUCAUCUUCUGUGGCAUUAGCUGCCCCUCCCAUUCGCUACCCCCAGGGGCGGAGGAAGGUGGCGGUGGGGGCGGUGCGCACCGGGUGUCAUCACUGAGGGGGGUGACAUUCGGCGCACCGCCCACCCGCAACUCCCAAGCCUACCCCAACCCAUCAGGGGAAGAGGCAGAGCUGCACCGCUUUGCCGGUGGCCUUCCCCCCUUCCUCCUCUGUAUUGACAGCUCGGGGGAGGCUUGGGAGUCACGGGCAGGUGGGCAGAUGGUGUGCCAUUGCCCCCCACUCCCAGGCCGCUUCCUGGGAGGGAAGCCUCCCCCAAGCUGUCAAAAUGAAGAGGAAAGGGAGGAAGUCUGCUGGCAAAGCGGCGUAGCUCCCUCCCCAACACAACGCAGGAAGCAGCCCACCAUGGGCGGCUCGCUCCACCACUACCCCUGGCAACUCGCUCCGCCCCCAUGAGCGUCUUGCCCCUUGGGACACUCGCCCCGUCCCCAUGGCCCCACCCCAAGGUGCACAGCUUGCUCCGCCUCUGGCUACCCCUCCCAGUUUGACGCUAUAAUUAUGGUCUCCUCCCAGAAGCUGCUAUUUGUACUUGCUCAUUAAUUACAAUGUAUUUAGCAUGGCACAUUAAAUAUAAUGUAUUUAACAACACAUCUAAUUUGGCUGGAAGGAUCAGGAUUCCUGACUUAUUUCAGAGUUUUGGAGAAGAAAUGUACUUACAGUCAUACCUCAUGUUACGUCUGCUUCAUGUUACAUUCUUUCAGGAUACGUCCCGCAGCGACCCGGAAGUACCAGAAAGGGUUACUUCCGGGUUUCGCCGCGUGCGCAGACGCACAAAAUGAUGUCACGCACAUGCGCAGAAGAGGCGAGUUGCAACCCACAUGUGCGCAGACACGCCAUUGCGGGUUGUGCUCUUUGUAUGUUGCGAUCGGGCCUCCGGAACGGAUCUCGUUCGCAACCAGAGGUACCACUGUACUUACUGGCAAUUAGAAAAAUGGUUCAACAGUCUGAGUUGAAACUUGGCAGUGUAGGAAAGGUGAGCCAUGAAUCCUUGAUGAGUUGGGAGUAGAAACAAUUACUCACUUUGAAUGAGUGACUUCAUUUGAUGAGUGACUUCAUGAAUAUAUAUUAUGCUUGAUGAUUUUAAAAAAUGCUUAAGCGGACACUAUUGCCUAAGUUGGGCUUGUUGUUUUUUCUGGAACUAUUGUUAUCUUUUUUCCUCUUUGCUAACAAGAAUACUUCUUUGUCUUUAAUUGCAGAGAAAUAAUUUCUAA
Molecule: messenger RNA, 9442 nt
Organism: Podarcis lilfordi (Lilford's wall lizard)
Lineage: Eukaryota; Metazoa; Chordata; Lepidosauria; Squamata; Lacertidae
Source: the annotation of a GenBank genome assembly